UACUAAGAAUGGCAUGUUCACAAUCAGUCAGAAAAGGACAAAUUCCCGUUAGUUGUGGAUUAUGUGAAACUGAUAGACCCAUUAAAUGGAAAUGUUUAGACUGUGACCUUUUAUUGUGUAAUUAUUGUAAGGAAAAGGUACAUUUAAGAGUAAAAACAGCAAACAAUCAUAGAAUAAUUGAUUUAAAAGAUAUUGGACUAUAUAAGGAAGAACUUGACUUUACAAACAUUCCCUGUCAGUACCAUGCUAGACAAUACGCAUGUCUUUAUUGUAAGACAUGUGACACUUUAGUUUGUCCAACCUGUGUGUCAAAAGUUCACAAGAAACAUGAUCUUAUAGAUAUUCAGGAAGGAUAUGAUAUGAAAAAAGACAAGUUGGAAAAAGGACAAACUAAAAUUCAAAGGCAUAGAAGAGAAAUUGCUUCUCAAAAAGACCAGCUUAACAAACUUUUAUCGGCAGAAAGUACUAAAUACAACCAGGUUAAGGAAGAUGUUCUUGAGCAUAAAAAAUCUGUUAAAGCUGCAGUAGAAAGACAUUUUAAAGAACUCGGAGAUACAUUAGAUCAGAAUCACACCUCUCUUUCUAACACAAUCAAAUCUGAUUUAAAUGCAGUCUCAGUUUUACUAAAACAAGCUGACACUAAAAGCAGUGAAGUCCAGGAAUUCAUUGCAAUAACCGAUGUCUCCAAGUUCUUUACAGAAGUAAACAGUUUAGAAAACUCGAUUGACAUCCAAAUGCUACAACCAAUUUCUAGUUAUGGCUCUGUAUCAAACUUCAUUCCAGGAGAGAUAACUCAGUCUAAUAUUGGGGUGUUGGAAUUGGAUGAAAAUUCAUCUCAUGAACCCCAUUUUAAUCUAAAAAUAAGAAAACAAUAUCAAACUGAACUUAAAGCCGUAACAUAUGUAUGCCCCUCUGUUGAUCAGUCAUUCUGGAUAAGUUCUGGAGCUUUUGGUUUAUUUCAAAAUAUUAAACCUGAUGGAACCAAACUGAAGAUACUCUCCAGCUAUAACACCAAGGUUUCUGGUAUGGCUGUUACUCAAUCAAAUAAUCUACUUAUAUCUACAGGGGAAUCAAGAAUAAAACAAAUCAGUUGUAAUACAGGUACACUAACAGACUCAGUAUAUGAUGUGUCACCACUCCUUCUUGCAGCAGUUUAUAUUACUGGUGUCAAUAAAGUUCUAGUAGCAGGUGUUAAUAAAAAAUACCCUAAACAAGGGAGGAGGGUUGUAAUACUAAUGAAUAAGAAUGGAGACCAUGAAAGAGUGUAUGAACAUGACCAACAUAAACAACCUAUAUUAACCUGUCCAGGGAGAAUAACAAGUACAAUCAAUGGGAAUAUACAUGUGGUGGAUAAAAUAAGUGAUGACAGAUAUAGAGUAGUAGUGUUAGGACAGGGUGGUGAUAUAAUCAAUAUCUAUACCGGAGACAAAGUGAUCAACAAAGAGGUACCAUUCUCACCAGUAGGCAUAGUGACAACACCUAGAGACAAUGUUAUUAUAGCUGAUAUCAAUACUCAUACACUUCAUAUCCUGAACAAUACUGGUCUGCUGAUAACAUAUUAUAAAACAAGUGACAUAAACAUAAUGUUCCCUAUUUCUCUUGCAUUCUCUCCAACAGGACAACUCUAGAUAGGAUGUCAGAGACAACCGGGCAGUAGAUCCAAGGAGGCCAAGUUAUAUGAAGUGACCACAUCAGAAUGUUGAAAAAACAUUUACAGAACAUGUAUAGUAUACAAUUGAGAAUGGAAAUGGGGAAUGUGUCUAAGAGACAACAACCCGACCAUAGAUAAAAACAACAUCAGAAGGUCACCAACAGGUCUUCAAUGUAGCGAGAAAAUUCCGCACCCGGAGGCGUCCUUCAGCUGGCCCCUAAAAAUAUAUAUACUAGUUCAGUGAUGUUAAGUGUUGCCUUAUUCUCUGGUUUUCUCUCCAACAAAAUAACUCUACAAAGGAUAUAGUAGACCGUUAAACAGUACAGCUAAGGAUGUCAAGUUAUAUGAAGUGACUAUUUUAGGAUGUAAAACAUUCAUAGGGCAUCUAUAUUUCAAUACUAACAGUAAACGAGAGUAAAUUAUAUAUUUUCUGAUAGCACUUGUGUUGGAAAUUUGAUUAAUUUAUAUAUAAAAAAG
Messenger RNA from Mytilus trossulus (common blue mussel), 2128 nucleotides. RefSeq lists its product as uncharacterized. Gene Ontology annotation, molecular function: zinc ion binding. The record is from RefSeq and is a predicted model, not a curated record. The transcript has a single exon. Bases 9 to 1628 code for a protein of 539 amino acids. Lineage: Eukaryota; Metazoa; Mollusca; Bivalvia; Mytilida; Mytilidae.